CAUCGAAUAUCGUCGGGUCAAAGAGGAAAGAAACCCAGGAGACUUUAUUUCUCCGCUGGUGGCCUAGGGUUUCUAAAUCCAACCAAAAGGGGGCAAUUAUUCAGCUCAAUUGCAAGGUUAGGUGCGUGGUGUAAAUUCAUCUGCUCUAGAUCUCGCUGCUCAUCUCUUUGGCUGUGUUAGAUGGGGACGCCGUCUGGAUCUCAUUUCAACAAUCAAUCCUCAAUGUUGCCUCCUCGUCAGCAACCUCGCCCUGGUGGUGGGGGGCUGCAGACCUCCCUGUCCUUGGUUUCAGCAGAUGCGUGUGGAUCUCCUAAUCUUGAGCGUGGCUCGAAUUCUGAUCAGGUGCACGAAUCUCCUUCGGAGAGUGCCAGUUCACGAGAAACCUGGCCCACAGCUGAUGCUUUGGUUGCAAAAAAAAUGGAGAAGGAGAAAGAGAAUGGAUUUGCUGAGCACUCUGUUGUCCGUAACUUUUCGAGCUCUGAUAAGAUGUCUCUUCGAGAUGUGGCACGCGAGAGGGUGGACAUUGUAGCAGAGAAGAUGCAAAACCUCCCGGACAAGUAUCUUGACAAGUUUAAAAACGAGCUCCGUACUUUUCUUGAAGGCUUGGGCGGUUCUCAGCAAAGAGAGGAGUUUCUGUUUCUUCAGAAGCUGGUCCAAAGUAGGGGUGAUUUGACAGAGCAAACUCUGGUCAUGGCACACAGAGUUCAACUAGAGAUUCUUGUUUCUAUAAAGACUGGUAUUCAGGCAUUUUUGCAUCCAAGUGUUAGCCUCUCCCAGGCUUCUCUUAUUGACAUUUUCCUGUACAAAAGGUGCAGAAACAUUGCAUGUGGAAGUGCAUUGCCAGCAGAGGACUGCAUGUGUGAGUUGUGCUCAAAGAGAAAUGGUUUCUGCAACCUCUGUAUGUGUACCAUCUGCAACAAGUUCGAUUUCGAGGUUAACACAUGCCGCUGGAUAGGGUGUGAUUCAUGCUCUCAUUGGACUCACACGGACUGUGCUAUUCGGAAUGGGCUUAUUGGAAUGGGACCUUGUGUUACUAACGGUUCAAGCUCUGCAGAGAUGCUUUUAAGGUGCCGAGCUUGCAAUAGGACAUCUGAGCUAGUAGGGUGGGUAAAAGAUGUCUUCCUGCACUGUGCACCUAGCUGGGAUAGGGAUGCACUAAUAAGAGAACUUGACUUUGUAAGUAGAAUUUUCCGUGGGAGUGAAGAUUCAAGAGGCAGGAAGCUGUUCUGGAAGUGCGAGGAGCUUAUGGAGAAAUUAAAAACUGGGGUUGCUGAAACUGUGGCUUGUAAAGUAAUCUUAAUGUUGUUUCAAGAACUUGAGGCAGACCCUUCAAAGAACCAAGAGAAUGAAGAUGGCAGGAUGAUAUCGCCACAGGAGGCAUUCAAUAGGAUAGCUGAUGUGGUACAAGAAGCUGUUAAAAAGAUGGAAAUUGUUGCUGAGGAGAAGAUGCGGAUGGUCAAAAAGGCCCGCUUGGCUGUAGAAGCUUGUGAGCAAGAGCUGAAGGACAAAGCGCGUGAAGUUUCUGCUCUGAAGACAGAGCGGCAGAGGAAAAAGAUUCAAAUUGAUGAGCUUGAAAGUAUUGUAAGGCUUAAACAGGCUGAGGCAGACAUGUUUGAGCUGAAGGCCAAUGAGGCUCGCCGUGAAGCUGAGAGGCUGCAAAGAAUCGCACUUGCCAAGACUGAGAAGUCAGAAGAGGAUUACGCUAGUAGAUAUCUCAAGCAAAGAUUGCACGAGGCUGAAGCUGAGAAGCAGUAUUUGUUUGAAAAGAUCAAGCUUCAGGAGAGCUUGAGACCAACACAAAGCAGUGCUGGAACAAGUGAGCCUCCCCAUGCAAUGUACAACAAAAUCCAGGACCUGCUGAAGAACAUGUACAGCACCUCAUCCAAGGGAGAUGCCCAAUCGAGUGACUUCCACUCUCUUGGCGCCAUUCCUUGAAUCUAUAUGUCUGUAAAUUACAUCCUUUAAAUUAAACGUGACAUGGUAUGUAUGGUUACUGUUUCAAAUCUUCAGUGUACGCUGCUGAACCCUUUCUACUGAUAUUAGAAGUGUCAACUUUUGAUGGAGAAAAUGUAUAAUUCUAUUACUAUUUGUUA
Molecule: messenger RNA, 2093 nt
Organism: Salvia hispanica
Lineage: Eukaryota; Viridiplantae; Streptophyta; Magnoliopsida; Lamiales; Lamiaceae
Product: OBERON-like protein
Biological process (GO): maintenance of root meristem identity; maintenance of shoot apical meristem identity; regulation of gene expression
Cellular component (GO): nucleus
Source: RefSeq, a predicted model, not a curated record